GGCGAAGUAGCUGUCCGUACUUUAUUUACGGAAUUCACGUCGGCUGCUCAACGUAAAAUUGAGCAAGUUAUGGCUGAACCUCUUGAGCAACUACUAUCAAAGUCAUUACAGAGAGGUGAAGAUCCUGAAUUCGAUCAGCUUCUGGUAUCACUUAAUGCAGUAGCUGAACAUUGCUUGCCAUCUUUAACUAAAACAUUGCUUGAAUGGUAUAUUAGACAGAAUGGCAUGGAAUUAGAUUGUUCCUUGGAUAAUUUAUCGCCAAGAGUUAAAAAUUUAUUUGAACUGAAUAAGAUCAAUGCUAGAGACAGAAUAAGAGAUGUUUUGAUGGAGCGUCGAGAUCUGGCAGUUGAUUUUUUGUUCUGUCUAGUCCUAAUUGAAAUUAUUAAAAAGCUACCUGAUUGUCCUGUACCGGAUCAUUUGUUGCAACUUAUAGAGGAUUUAGCUUUCAAGCACUUUAAAGAAAGAAAGAGCUACAAUUCAUCUGAAAGCCAGCAUAAUGGCCAGCUUAUUGCGGACCUGUAUGCAGAAGUACUUGGAGUUCUAUCUCAUGGAAGAGCUCAAGGCGUUCGUAAACGCUUUUUGAAAGAACUGAAAGGCGAUCAACCAUAUGAUGUAACUGUUAGCGUUGUUAUGGGAAUGCGAUUUUGCUCUCUAAAGAUGUUUCCCGUUGAGGAAUUAGAAGCGUCAUUUCACUUUAUGCAAGAUUGUGCUGCAUUCUUUAAUGAAGCCAGAAAUCGUGAUGUUCGUCACGCUAUGGCUGCCAUGAUGGUGGAACUUUUAGUGCCUGUUGCUGGUAUGGCAAAGCGAGAAGUUAAUGUACCGGCAAUGAAGAACUUUGUUGAAAUGCUAUACUUUAAUGCCUUGGACCUAGCCAAGAAAAGUAGGCAUGUGUCUGUAAUAUUUCCUCUUGUAACAGUGUUGCUAUGUAUCAGCCAAAAAUCAUUUUUCUUGUCAAAUUGGGGAGCCUUCUUGACUAUGUGCCUAGCAAAUUUAAAGCACAAAGUUGUUACUACUCAACGGAUUGCCUUGGAAUCGCUGUAUAGAUCCAUUUGGGUUUACAUGAUUCGUAUCAAUGGAGAGGAUAAUAACAAUACAAAUAGUCGCCUUAGAACUAUUAUGGAAGCACUGUUUCCACGAGGUUCUAGAAAUGCUGUGCCGCGGAACAUGCCUUUAAACAUAUACGUUCGAAUUAUUCAAUUUAUAGCUCAGGAAAAAUUAGAUUUUGCCUUUAAAGAAAUUAUAUCUGAUCUAUUGGGAGUUAAUAAAAUUUCGAAACAAUUCGUUAUCAACCCGGAACGAAUGACAAUUGGUUUGAGAGCUUUUCUAGUUAUUGCGGAUCAGUUAGAGCAAAAGGAUGAUCCACCGCCAAUGCCUAGUACAAUUGGUAUGUUACCAUCUGGGAAUCUACUAAGAACGAAGAAAUCGUAUUUAAAUACUACUUUAACUGAAACUGGUGCGAAAGAGCUUGGCAUUGGACCAUACUACUAUGGUAUUAGAAAAGCCCUUGAUUGCAUCUUACGUGCACUAGAUGCACAAAUUGGUAGAUCAAUGUCUAUGAUCAACGGUCAGCUUCUUCACAAAGAAGUUGACGAUUUAAUAAGCGAAGGUAAAGCUAAAAUUGAACUAUUUCGCACCUGUGUUGCAGCAAUUCCGAGAUGCUUACCGGAAGGUAUGACGAAGCUGGAACUGGUAAACAUGCUUUCAACAUUGUCUGUCCACGUAGAUAAUGAAUUGCGAAGCUUUGCAAUAUCCUCUCUUCAAACAUUGCUAUUGCAUUUUCCUGAUUGGACUGAAAUUGUCUUUAAAGGAUUUGUCAAUUUUAUCGCGAAAGAAGUUCCUGCUACAAAUACUGAAAUUGUGCAUAAUAGCCUACGGUUGUUGUAUCAACUACUUACAAACUGGAAAUCAACCGUGUUUUCGCAGGACGAUCAUGUAUGUAGUCAAACCACGUAUAAUGGAGCUGUUAAUAGAAGAUUAGCAAGUUUACUUCUUGUUAUCUUUUAUAGAAGUAUGAUAAGGUCAAGUACCUUGCUGAAGAACAUUCCAAAAGUGCAUUCGAACAUGUUUUUCAUUGUAUUGAAGGUUUGGCUUUGGUAA
Messenger RNA from Trichoplax adhaerens, 2097 nucleotides. RefSeq lists its product as uncharacterized. The annotation marks the transcript as partial. The record is from RefSeq and is a predicted model, not a curated record. The transcript has 23 exons. Lineage: Eukaryota; Metazoa; Placozoa; Uniplacotomia; Trichoplacea; Trichoplacidae. Gene Ontology annotation, biological process: neuron projection development; cell morphogenesis. Gene Ontology annotation, cellular component: cell cortex; site of polarized growth.